UAGCGCCUUAUCCAGCAACUGUAGUGUUGACAGUUGUGGUGGUCGUUUAAGAAUUUCUAACCCGAAAUCUUCACUUUACAUCUCUCUAUCUCUCAAUCUUCAUCACCAACAAGUGUUUGAGUAACCAUGGCAUCCACCACUCUAUCUCCUACAACCCCUUCUCAGCUAUGCUCCGGAAAGAGUGGGAUUUUCUGUCCCUCACAGGCACUUCUUGUGAAACCAAUGAAGAGGCAGAUGAUGGGGAAGAGCAAGGGAAUGAAAAUUGCUUGCCAGGCCACCAGCAUUCCUGCUGAUAGAGUCCCUGACAUGGGCAAAAGGCAGCUCCUGAAUCUCCUUCUUCUUGGUGCUAUUUCACUCCCAAGUGCUGGAAUGCUUAUUCCCUACACCUAUUUCUUCGUUCCUCCAGGUUCAGGUUCUUCAGCUGGAGGUACUGUGGCCAAGGAUGCCGUUGGAAAUGAUGUAAUCGCAGAGAAUUGGCUCAAGACACAUGGACCUGGUGACAGAACUCUUACACAAGGAUUGAAGGGAGAUCCUACCUAUCUUGUGGUGGAGAAAGACAGAACCCUUGCAACAUACGCAAUUAACGCGGUGUGCACUCAUCUCGGAUGUGUGGUGCCAUGGAAUACAGCUGAGAAAAAGUUCAUUUGCCCCUGUCAUGGAUCUCAGUACAAUGACCAAGGAAGAGUUGUGAGAGGACCUGCUCCCUUAGUAAGUAAAUUGGAAAACCAUCUUUUGAGAAAUUUGUGGCCUUUUUACUUAUAG
Vigna umbellata (rice bean) is the source of this 762-nucleotide messenger RNA. The record is from RefSeq and is a predicted model, not a curated record. NCBI's taxonomy places the organism in Eukaryota, Viridiplantae, Streptophyta, Magnoliopsida, Fabales, Fabaceae.